Molecule: messenger RNA, 702 nt
Organism: Cucurbitaria berberidis CBS 394.84
Lineage: Eukaryota; Fungi; Ascomycota; Dothideomycetes; Pleosporales; Cucurbitariaceae
Exons: 1
Coding region: 1-702 (233 amino acids)
Source: RefSeq, a predicted model, not a curated record
AUGCUGCCACCGAAGACUAUCAAACUCCUCCUGAGCCUGGUGCUCACCACCACGUUCUUCCUGGGCUCCAACGAGCUGCGUAUCGCUAUCGGCACUGUGCUCUCUUGGGCCCUAGGCCAUGUCGUUCAACGUCGCAUCUCGCUGCCGGCUGGCUUCCGGCGCGCAUACCUCCUCUACGUCUUCGCUUCCUUCUGGCUGCUGGCGGCCACCAACGACAUCUUCUACGAGAACACCUUCGGGCGCUUCUUCGACAUGUACUUCGACCGCGACCCCUACGAUCCAGACGUGCCUGGAUCAGGCUUCACCAAUUGGCACGAGACCUUCGUCCGCCGCCACCGCCACGGCAUUGCGUUCGCCUGGCGCUUUCUCCGCUUCGCCGUGUGCUCGACCUGCGGUUUUGCAUCCUUGCCGUUCAUUAUUCCUUUGGUACACUGGCAGGUUCUCGAGUUCCGGAAGUUCGCGGAGCUUGAGCGCUGCUUGGUGUACGUCGACGAGACUGGAGAGUUCCCGCCGUGGCUCAUUGAGCGCCGCGAGCGCAUGCAGCCGCAGAUUGUGGAACCUAAGAGGGACACGAGGUAUAUGAAGUUGAGCGACGAUAUCAUUUUCGUAUGUGGGCCGGGUGGUGGGUUUGAGCGGGUGGUCGCUGGCGACUAUGAUGGUGCGAUUUCGCGUCGGCGCGGCAUUUCGAAGGAGUUCGCUUGA